Molecule: messenger RNA, 1623 nt
Organism: Chanos chanos (milkfish)
Lineage: Eukaryota; Metazoa; Chordata; Actinopteri; Gonorynchiformes; Chanidae
Gene: krcp
Product: kelch repeat-containing protein
Exons: 13
Coding region: 1-1623 (540 amino acids)
Molecular function (GO): protein binding
Source: RefSeq, a predicted model, not a curated record
AUGGACGAUUUAAGUGUAUAUGCAGUGUUUGGGGUAGACGAUCCACCGCGACAGAUUUUAAGUGAACCUGAAUCGGCAUCCAUUGUAGUACCUCCGUUUGUCCAGCAGGUGGUAUUGUUUACCAGUGGGAGAUGGGGAAAUCGUACCAGCGUCUCAGUCGAGCUUAAAGACGCAGGAGAUAUGCCCGUCGUUACUGGCAAGCUAACCCCACUCAGCAAAUCUUUGUCAUGGGAGUAUAGUGAGGAUGGUGUUUGGUCUUCUGGUGCAACUUUAUCAGUCAAACUUGAGGGGAAGAACAUGAGCGACCUGAGUGACCCUGUACUCGCUAUGUGUGGAAAGGAAUGCACUCCUGAGAGCAAUGUAACAGUUCCUGUCGUGCGAGAGGGUUUGGGUAAGAGGAAGAGGGGAAAGGAAGAAGAGGAGCACACAGGGCAAGAGAAUCUGUGCCCCAAUGCCCGCUCACCCUCUGAACAAGCCACUCCACACAGACGUGGCAGGAACAACCCCCGAGGCAGACAGACACUCCUGUUCCACCCGAAAGAGGAGAAGGCCGCCGGCUGUACCCCUCAGAACCAAAGAGCUAAGGGAAAACAGGCUAAAACUCCCGCUCAGGCUGCUCCCUUGGAUAGUCCGUCAGGUCGCUGGGGUCAGACCCUCUGUCUUAUUGACCCUCAAACAGCCAUUCUGAUUGGAGGACAGGGCUCCAGAAUGCAGUUCUGUAAAGAUCCCAUCUGGAAGCUUUGCAUUGAGGACCUGUCUUGGGUUCCGGCAGAAACUCUCGCGGAGGGACCCACUCCCGAGGCUCGCAUUGGUCAUACCGCCGCUUAUGACCCGGACUCAAAACGGAUCUUUGUGUUUGGUGGCUCCAAACACAAGAAGUGGUUCAACGACGUCCACAUCUUAGACACUCAGAGCUGGCGUUGGACCAUGGUAGAGGCACAGGGUAAAGUUCCUCCUUUGGCCUAUCACAGCUGCAGUCUUUUCAGGGGGGAGCUCUUUGUGUUUGGAGGGGUGUUCCCUCGCCCCCACCCCGAACCUGAUGGAUGCAGUGACUCCAUCUACAUCUUCAACCCCGACAUGGCCAUUUGGUAUCAGCCCAUCGUCAACGGCGACCGACCUGCACCACGUUCUGGGCAUUCUGCUUGCGUUAUCCAGGGGAAAAUCUUUGUUUUCGGGGGUUGGGACACUCCUGUGUGCUUCAAUGAUAUGUAUACCUUGGACCUGGGACUGAUGGAGUUUUCAGCUGUGAAGACGAGUGGAGCGGCACCCUCGCCGAGAAGUUGGCAUGGCUGUGCUGUUCUCUCGGACUCGCGCUUCUUGGUCCAUGGAGGGUAUGACGGAAACAACGCCCUGAGUGACACCUUCAUCUUCCACACAGACACAAGCUGCUGGACAUCUGUUGUUCACCCGCAGCUUACCUCUGUACCCCGAGCUGGACAUUCCAUAAUCGCCAUGGCAACAGCGCACCUGAAGGGUUUUAUGGAUGAAGCAGAGCGUGGAGAGGACACAGAUUCAGCCCAUCAGACCUUACUGAUUUUUGGAGGAGGAGAUAACGAAGGAAAGUUCUUUUCAGACCUCAUCACUAUGCACCUGGAGGAACUUGUGGAUGAAGAUUUGCCUUAG